AUGCAUUCCUCUAUCCCGCCAAAUGUUUAUGUGGCGCUCAAGCUGCCGUCAGAAGUCACGAAGAUUGUCCAAACAGUGCCUAACUCGUACGGUAAACCCCCAUCUGGGCCAGUGAUUGAAGUGGUAGCUAAUCUGAAUGCUAGGAACAUAUCGCUGGGGAAGUACGGGUCUUUUCCGUGCAAUCAAAUCAUUGGAAGACCGUUCUAUGCAACCUUCGAGAUUGCAGACAAUGCAGACGCUGACGGCCAUGUUUUGCAUAUUGUGCCUGCAGCCGAACUACAUACCGAAGCGCUGCUAGCGGACGGUGAGGGCGAUGGCGAUGGCGAAGCUGGAACGAGCACUCCAUCUACCGCAUUUCCUCAAGAGGAUAACAGGAACAUCAUUGAUAACAAGAGCACCCAGCAGCUCACAAUGCAACAGAUUGAGGAGUUAAAGCAGUCUUCUACGGAUGCGGGGAGGGAGAUUAUUUCAAAGCUGCUUGAGUCGCAUUCCGCACUGGAUCAGAAAACUCAGUUCUCCCGCGCUAAAUAUAUGCUUAGGAAACGAAAGAAGUAUCUGCAUCGAUUCACGGUGGAGCCAAUGGAUGUGAGCGCGUUAACAGAAUGGAUGCUGGAGCAAAAAGACCCAGGUCGGAUCCUGGAGCUACGAGACGAAGCGAUAGGUUUAAUCGGAGCUUGGGCCAAUGUACAUUAUGGAGGUAGUGGAGAGCCUGAUGGUGCAGCAAAAUUGGAUGGGGUUAAUCAAGCAAAAGGACGAUGGUUGAUAGUGGACGACACUGGUGGCCUGGUUGUUGCGGCUAUGGCGGAAAGGGCAGGCAUUCUAUAUCCUCCCGAGGUGCUAUCUGGAGAGGGGCUUAGUAGCACUACAAAGCAAGGAGCACGGCCUCCACAGUCUACGGAGGAUGACGCGCCAGCGGUAGACGCAAUGUCCAUGUCUGCAUCUCACACGACACUAACGAAGUUAGCGAGAAGAGCUGCUAGCUGGGAGCCCUCUAAGCGAUCGAUGCAUUUCAAAAAGAAACGGCGCUGGACAAAGGUACGUAACACAGUUGACGAAACCAGAGCAGGCGGAUUUGACGGCCUUAUCGUUGCAACUCUUAUGGAUCCCGCAUCUAUACUCAAGCACACGGUCCCGUUGCUGGCUGGGUCGGCACAGGUCGUCGUGUACUCACCAUAUAUUGAACCGUUGGUGCAGUUGGCGGAUCUAUAUUCUACUGCCCGCAGGACGGCGUACAUCACCUACAAGCGAGAGGUGGCGGAAGGGGCUGCAGAUGAUAAGGAGGAGGACUUCCCAGUUGACCCAACAUUGCUGUUAGCGCCAACGUUACACACAUCUCGAGUGAGGACGUGGCAAGUGCUUCCCGGACGAACACACCCGCUCAUGACUGGCCGGGGUGGAGCGGAGGGUUACGUUUUCCACGCAGUUAGGGUAUUGCCUGCAAUCGGGAAGGUGGAAGCUCGAGGAGUUCAAGCGAAGAAACGUCGAACAGAGACUUCAUGA
Messenger RNA from Nannizzia gypsea CBS 118893, 1500 nucleotides. RefSeq lists its product as hypothetical. The coding region runs from base 1 to 1500 and encodes 499 amino acids. Gene Ontology annotation, biological process: tRNA methylation. The record is from RefSeq and is a predicted model, not a curated record. The transcript has 2 exons. Lineage: Eukaryota; Fungi; Ascomycota; Eurotiomycetes; Onygenales; Arthrodermataceae. Gene Ontology annotation, cellular component: tRNA (m1A) methyltransferase complex; nucleus.